Molecule: messenger RNA, 1623 nt
Organism: Cottoperca gobio
Lineage: Eukaryota; Metazoa; Chordata; Actinopteri; Perciformes; Bovichtidae
Gene: tyr
Product: tyrosinase
Exons: 5
Coding region: 1-1623 (540 amino acids)
Biological process (GO): pigmentation; melanin biosynthetic process
Molecular function (GO): tyrosinase activity
Source: RefSeq, a predicted model, not a curated record
AUGAGGCACUUGUAUGUAUCUGUAGUUCUGCUGCAGCUUGUUGGGACUUGUUUAUGCCAAUUCCCUCGCCCAUGUGCCAACUCAGUGGGACUACGGACCAAAGAGUGUUGUCCGGUGUGGGAUGGUGACGGUUCAGUCUGCGGUGCCAUGUCAGGCCGUGGUUUCUGCACUGAGGUGGAGGUCUCCGAAGAGCCCCAUGGGCCCCAGUACCCACACAGGGGGAUUGAUGACAGAGAACGCUGGCCUUUAGCUUUCUUCAACCGGACGUGUCGUUGUGCUGGAAACUAUGGAGGUUUUAACUGUGGUGAAUGCAGGUUUGGUUACUGGGGUUCAAACUGUGCUGAGUACAGGGAGUCAGUGCGCAGGAACAUCCUGACCAUGUCACCUACUGAGCAACAGAAGUUUAUUUCUUACCUCAACCUGGCAAAGAACACCAUCAACCGUGACUAUGUGAUCUCCACAGCAACAAGAGCAGAGAUGGGUGAAAAUGGUGAGAACCCCAUGUUCUCUGACAUCAACUCCUAUGACCUGUUUGUCUGGAUGCACUACUAUGUGUCCCGGGACGCCUUCUUGGGAGGGCCAGGGAACGUAUGGAGAGACAUCGACUUCGCCCAUGAAUCUGCAGCAUUUCUGCCGUGGCACCGAGUCUACCUGCUUCACUGGGAGAAUGAGAUAAGGAAGCUGACGGGAGAUUUUAACUUCACCAUCCCAUACUGGGAUUGGAGGGAUUCCCCGAGCUGUGAGGUGUGCACCGAUGCUCUGAUGGGCGGACGCAGCCCCCUCAAUCCUAACCUCAUCAGCCCCGCUUCAGUCUUCUCCUCAUGGAAGGUGAUCUGCACCCAACCAGAGGAGUACAACAGCCGAGAGGCAUUGUGUAACACCACCGGGGAGGGUCCACUGAUGCGCAACCCUGGCAACCACGAUACCAACCGCGUGCCGAGACUCCCCACAACAGCUGAUGUGGACUUCACUGUCGGCCUCCCCGAGUACGAGUCGGGAUCCAUGGACCGAUUCUCCAAUAUGAGCUUUAGAAACGUCAUAGAGGGUUUUGCCAGUUCAAUGUCAGGUAUGGCAGUGCCAGGCCAGAGCACCAUGCACAACGCCUUGCAUGUCUUCAUGAACGGCACCAUGUCCUCAGUGCAGGGUUCAGCCAACGACCCCAUAUUCCUGCUGCACCAUGCUUUCAUUGACAGCAUCUUUGAGCGCUGGCUCAGAGCCCACCAGCCUCUGCGGACCACCUACCCUCGUUCCAAUGCCCCCAUCGGCCACAAUGAUGGUUACUACAUGGUGCCCUUCCUGCCUCUCUACAGAAACGGAGACUACUUCCUGUCCGACAAGGCUCUAGGAUUUGAGUAUGCCUACCUGUUGGACCCUGGCCAGAGGUUUGUUCAGGAGUACCUAACGCCCUACCUCCAGCAGGCCCAGCAGAUCUGGCAGUGGCUCCUGGGAGCCGGGAUCCUCGGGGCGCUGAUCGCUGCAAUCGUCGCUGCACUGCUUAUUGUUGCGAGGAGGAAGUGGAAGCGCAACGCGAAGAAGAAGAGGGCGCCAAGUUACGGAGAGAGACAGCCAUUACUGCAAAGCAGCUCAGAGGAAGGUUCAUCUUCAUAUCAGACUACUCUGUAA